This is a messenger RNA of Argentina anserina (silverweed cinquefoil), 2045 nucleotides long. Its product is annotated as putative pentatricopeptide repeat-containing protein At1g56570. Gene Ontology annotation, biological process: RNA modification. NCBI's taxonomy places the organism in Eukaryota, Viridiplantae, Streptophyta, Magnoliopsida, Rosales, Rosaceae. The transcript is spliced from 2 exons. The record is from RefSeq and is a predicted model, not a curated record. Gene Ontology annotation, cellular component: intracellular membrane-bounded organelle. Bases 133 to 1953 code for a protein of 606 amino acids. Gene Ontology annotation, molecular function: RNA binding; protein binding.
CCAACUCACAAACUUGAGCCUAAUCGCAUGAACCACACUAAAGCUCGUCUCUCUCCUUUGGUGAUUGUGAGAAUGCCAGAGUGCUCACAACUAUAGCUUGCAACAACGAAAACAUGUUCAACUUCAACAGAUAUGACCUCAAGAAAACUACUAUCCAGAACCCACUUCAACCCCAUACCACCCAUCAUCAGAAACUCACUCUUUUCCUCCCAAGAAACACCCACCCCAUCAAACCCACCUUUUUUCUCCAAGGGCCCAACCCUCUUAGCCACAGACCUAAUCAAGUCCUACUUCGAAAAGGGCUUAACCAAAGAAGCACGUCAAGUGUUCGAUGAAAUGUCUGAGAGAGAUGUUGUUACUUGGACUGCCAUGAUUGCUGGGUACACUUCUUGCAGUCACCACAGCAGUGCCUGGGGUGUGUUCUGUGAGAUGGUUGGGAGUGAUAUGGAGCCGAAUGCGUUCACUUUUUCAAGUGUGCUUAAGGCUUGCAAGGGAAUGAAGGCUCUUUCGUGUGGUGCAUUGGUUCAUGCGUCGACGGUCAAGUAUGGAAUGAAGGGUUCUAUUUAUGUGGAGAAUGCGCUUAUGGACAUGUAUGCUAGUUGUUGUGUAAGUAUGGACGAAGCGUGCAAGUUGUUUAAUGAGAUUGAUGAGAAGAAUGCUGUGACUUGGACUAGUUUGAUCACUGGUUAUACUCAUAGAGGUCAUGGCUUUGACGGCCUUCAAGUUUUCCGUAGAAUGUUGCUGGAAGAAGUGGAACCAAACCCAUUUAGCUUUUCAAUUGCGGUUAGAGCCUGUGCUUCAGUUGGCGCGCAUACUUUUGGCAGGCGAAUACAUGCAGCUAUAAUUAAGUACGCCUUCGAGGCCCAUCUUCCAGUCAUGAAUUCCAUACUGGACAUGUACUGCAGGUUUGGUUGUUUAUCGGAGGCAAAUCAGUACUUUGAUGAAAUGAGCCAAAAGGAUUUGAUCACCUGGAAUGCCUUAAUUUCCGGAUAUGAAAAAUCGGAUCCUAGAGAGUCCCUACGUAUGUUUUCCCGUAUGGAGUCUGAAGGCUUUAGUCCGAAUUGCUUCACAUUAACAAGUGUUACUGCGGCCUGUGCUAACUUGGCCGUUUUGAACUGUGGUGAACAAGUUCAUGGUGGAAUUAUCCGUAGAGGUUUUAACAAGAACUUAGCAUUGGCUAAUACACUUAUUGACAUGUAUGCCAAGUGUGGAAGCGUUACUGAGUCACACAAAAUAUUUAGUGAAAUGUCUGAUAGAGAUUUAGUCUCCUGGACUUCCAUGAUGGUUGGUUAUGGGGAUCAUGGAUAUGGGAAAGAGGCAGCUGCUCUGUUCGAAGAGAUGGUAAAGUCUGGUAUUAGGCCAGACCGAAUAGUGUUUAUGGCGGUUCUCAGUGCUUGCAGUCAUGCUGGACUUGUAGAUGAAGGCUUGAGAUAUUUCAAUUCAAUGAUAAAGGGUUAUAAGGUUACUCCAGAUAAGGACAUAUAUUGUUGUGUGGUGGAUUUGCUGUGCCGUGCUGGGAGAAUUGAGGAAGCAUAUGAGUUGAUAGAGAGCAUGCCAUUUAAGGCUGAUGAGGCGGUUUGGGGUGCAUUUCUUGGAGCUUGCAGAGCACAUAAGCUUCCACGUUUGAGCAGAUUAGCUGCUCAAAGGAUAUUAGAUUUGAGGCCAAAGAUGGCAGGAACAUAUGUAAUGCUGUCAAAUAUUUAUGCCGCUGAGGGUAAAUGGGGGGAAUUUGCCAAUAUGAGGAUGUUGAUGAGAGGAAUGAAAAAGAAAGAAGCAGGACAGAGUUGGAUUGAGGUAAGAAAUCAGGUUUAUGGUUUUGUUGUAGGAGAUAAGAUGGGUUCUCAUAUGAAGUGGGUUUAUGGGGCUUUAGAAUUUCUGAUUUGGCAUAUGAAAGAGGCAGAGCACCCAACUGAUUUGGAUUGUUCUAUACAUGACCAAGAUAAUGGAACUUGAACAGUAGUUGAAGCAACUUCUUGAGAUAUAAAUAUAUUGAUUGGCAUGGCAUUCUAUUGUUGUGAACACGCAUCAUAAUGGACAACAUGGUA